Molecule: messenger RNA, 1076 nt
Organism: Salvia splendens (bonfire salvia)
Lineage: Eukaryota; Viridiplantae; Streptophyta; Magnoliopsida; Lamiales; Lamiaceae
Product: glutaredoxin-C13
Exons: 1
Coding region: 525-842 (105 amino acids)
Source: RefSeq, a predicted model, not a curated record
GAGUUCCUCGAUUGGGCUCCAAAACAAAAGAGAUUUGGGCAAGGAAACCCUCGCUCGAAUUACAUACUAUAUUAAUACUACUUUCGAUGCAGGUUUUAAGAAAUGUAAUGGAAAAUAGGUUGAAAAAAUUAGUAAAAUGUGGGAGGCACGUAACCUAUUCAUUGGCUCUAGAGAGGGGGGCACGUGGCGAGAUAAUUGUGGCACCAGUACUCCCGGCCCACGAACAUCGCGGCUCACGAUGGUCCUGUUCCAGGGGAACGGGCCAGGUCAUCCACGUUUCAGAUGCCCUUAGAUUCCAUAAUUAAUCGAAGUGUCAAAGUAAUGCAAAAAUCAACCAACUUUGGAAUGUUCUUGGUGGAAAAUGUAACCGUAUAAGCCCCCUCUCUCUCUUACAAGCUCAUAGGCGCUGGUCUUCAUUUAUAAAUAGAGCCGCAAAACAGAUCCACUUCAUGCCCACAAUUUCCAUCCCGCAUAGGAAAUUGUGAAAGUAACCUUAAACAAAUCGAAAAAGAAACCCUAGUUCAAUGGAAAAGAUAGGGAAAGUGGCGUCGGAGAAUGGGGUGGUGAUCUUCAGCAAGAGCACGUGCUGCUUGUGCUACGCGGUGCAGAUCCUGUUCCGGGACCUCGGGGUGCAGGCGGUGGUGCACGAGAUAGACCACGACCCGGACGGGAAGGAGAUCGAGAAGGCGCUGACGCGGCUGGGAUGCAACGGGCCCGUGCCGGCGGUCUACAUCGGCGGCAAGCUCAUGGGGUCCACCAACGAGGUGAUGUCGCUCCACCUCAGCGGCUCCCUCCUCCAGCUCAUCAGGCCUUAUCAGCAGACCUUGUCCUCCCAUGAUUAAUCAUUCCCUGAAAAUUAAGUAUGUUUCUGUUUGGUAUGUACUAUUUCAAUGUGUGUGUAAUGUUGUAGUGCUGAGAAUAAGACUUGGUGUGAUUAGGGCAACAAAUUAAAUAGCUUUCGAUUUAGCUGAUUAGCUAUCAUGGCUAUUAACUUAUUGCUUUCUUUCAAGAAUAUUAUAUUGUUGUUGUUCUAUUUGCUUUUUGUAUAUUAAAUGAAGAUUAAUUACUUUGAUCUA